Messenger RNA from Besnoitia besnoiti, 6423 nucleotides. RefSeq lists its product as uncharacterized. Lineage: Eukaryota; Apicomplexa; Conoidasida; Eucoccidiorida; Sarcocystidae. The coding region runs from base 1 to 6423 and encodes 2140 amino acids. The record is from RefSeq and is a predicted model, not a curated record. The transcript is spliced from 4 exons.
AUGAGGGCAAAGAGUGAACGCGUCUAUAAGCCUGGCGCGAAGGAGGAAUGGCGCGUCGUGUACUGGAUUUACCCGCAAGAGAAACUGAAAAACAAUCGCAAACAGGUCUCAUUCUCAUCGAUUAAAUAUGGCGACCAGGGCGCGCAGAAUAAGGCGUGGGCGGUGAUUCGCUACAUAAACCAUUACGGCCGCGUCCCGGAGGACAUCAAGAACCCGCCCAUGACUCUGGAGGCGUGCUGCAACUUGUGCUACCCGCACUGCAUCAAGGAGCACGUCUCGUCGUGUCCCAACUGCGUAGAUCCGCCGACCGAGCGGUAUCACCACGGCGGGGGGUCGCCGGUCGUCUCAGCCGCGAGCUCCUCUGCGAAUCCCUCGCCCUCUACGAGCAGCGCCGUCUGGCGCCAGAAGAAGCCGAGCGCGGACAGAACCGGCUCGGGGGACGAGGGGGGGGCGCAGGGCCCCAGCGACGGGUCUGUCCACGCUCGCGGCGAGGCGCACCCGCACCCCCCCCACGACGGCGACGAGGACGACAGAGAAGAUGAUGGCGCUUCAUCGCUCCCUGACCUGACGCCUCAGGACUCGCUCUCCCCCGUCCUCAGCGCCGCGGCGACCUGCGACGCGCCUCGCGGGCUCGUGGACAGAUCCAGGGGCGCGCGAGAGCGCGGGAGCAAGUCGCCGGCGCCUGGCGACGGCGGCAGCAGACGCGGCUCCAUUGGAGGCAAGCCCCAGACGGGCGGGGCGACCGCCUCCCCGUUGCUCGGCCUCAGAAAGACGCAGCAGCCGUGCGCCUCUCCGGCGACGGCCACCAAUCCCAAGCUGCGGAGUGCGUCGAGCAGCAGAAGAAGCAGCGUCUCUCUCCGCGGAGGAGGCGCUGGGUCCACUCAGGCGAGCGGGGCGGCUGCUGCCGGCCGCGUAGCCCCGAGAGAUAGGAGCGCCACAGAGUCCGAGCGCCUCGGCACCGACGACGCAGAUCUCGGCGAAGACUUCGCGUCUUCCCCAGAUAUCGCCAGCGUGGCAAGCAGCGCGUGCUCGCCAGCGCUCGGGGGUGUUCCCUCUGGCGGCCGAGGGACUUCACGCGCGAAUCCGCCCUUCUCUCCUCUCCUUCUUCCCGUGCCUGCUCGCCCAGUGGGCGCCCUGGAGUCGGGCGCCGGAGACGGCGCGCGGGCGCCUGGCGCCCCACCGACCCGGUCGGCGUCCAGCCGCGGAGCCGCGCCCUACAUGAGCCCCGGUCUGCCCCCCCCCCACGCGCCGGGCGACAGAGAUGUUCGCGCGACGGCAGCGGGAUCUGCCGUCGAUGGGGCUGCAACAGGCAGUCGGAGCAGCAAAAUGUCGCCUGUGUUGGCCCGCGAAACUCGCGCACAAAUGUCUCCGCGUCCCCAGCGGGCGUGGUCUCAUCAGGGCGACCAGCCGAGUUCUCUGUCGCUGCCUCCCUCGAGUGCCUUCCCCUUGCCGUCUUCGUCCGCUGCAGCGUCGCAUCCGCGACGGGAGGGAUCGUCUGCCUCCUCUUCUCCCGACGCUGGCGACGACGAAGCGUUUCAGACGCCGCCGCUGCCUGGGCGGGGGGGCGGUGCCCCCCCGCCCGGCCGCUCUCUCGUAGCUAACGCUGUCCAGCAGCUCUUGAGUGGAUCUCUCUUGCGCGGCGGAGGGUCCAAGAACGAGGAGUCAGAGAACGCUUCACGAGCCGAUCCUGGGCGGGCUGCAGGCGCCGGGGGUCCGCAUCGGUCCCCAGAUUUCGCGACCGCGUCCGCAGAGGAGAGGCGAGACGCACUCGCCUCUAGCGCAGAGACGCUUUUGCAGUCGUUGAAGAAAGGGGCAGUGAAACUCGAGCAGCACCAUGCGGCCUCGGAGGCGGCCUCGUCGCCUGCCCUCGCAUCCACUGCGGCUCUCCUGGCUGCAGUAGCUCUUAAGGUCAAAGAACGACAAAAUGUCAAGGGCACACCGGGCGGGGACGCAGAGUCGAGCGCGCUUUCGGCCCAGAACGAUACUGAAAACCUCCGCGGAGCCUCGGCGUCUUCGGCGUCUGGCGCAGCUUCCGUCGCGUCCGAGUCCGCGCGGGGGAGGUCGUCACCCCUCUCCACAACUCCGGUGUCUCCUCGGCCUGCCCCUGCAGCCGCAGUCGCGGGGGGACGGGCGCAGCGGGCGUCUUCGGGGGCGAGCGGCGGUCCGGGGGCAGUUUGGCGGGCAGCCGGCGCCAGCCGACCGAAGGCCGCAGCUGGCGCUGCGGGGAAAGACAAGAAACCGGUCGCGGAGCUGCCUGAGGACGAGGACCCAGACGAGCAAAUCCAACGCCUGCAGCGCUUCCUGAGCGCCAACGGCAUUGCUGUAUCGGAGGCGCUGCAGGCAGCCGCGGCUGCCGCCGCGUCGGCACGAGGCUCUCGUGGGAAGCCGUUGUUUCGUACUGCCGAGGGAAACGAGAAAGCACUCGCUUCCGCGCGCUGCCGAAGCGCGACGGGGCCCACUCCCAGUGGCGGCUCCUCUCGAUGCUCACAGCGGGCGCGUGGCGGGAACGCGCGCCCUGGGGCGGAGGCGUGGAGGCCGACUUCGUGCUCGCAGCAGGCUGCUGUCCAGCCCGGAGGCCCUGCGUCGCUCCCGCACCGCAGGACGGGCGGCGGUGGGGCUGUGGGUGUGGAGUGCGGCUCGGGGGAGAACGGGGUCGAGAAGGCUGCUGCAGAAGGCGAGGAGAAGAAAGACGAAGGUAUGGUGAACGUGUAUCAAGUGUACGCCCAGCAUAUCUUGAAUGACAUGGUUCAGAGUCAGGUGGCUGGCGCGCGCGACCAUCCUGACCCGUUGAAGGAGCUGCUGCGCGUGUCUAAUUUCUUCGCCAUCGACGCAAAGAAGCGACUCCUGCAAAGAACAGGGGGCGGGGGGAGCUGGAGGACGAGGCGCGGAGACGAGUCGGACUUGGUCAGGUCCGCCUUCGCCUCCCAGGGCAGCAGCAGGGCGGGCGAGAGCCCUCCCCUCAGUCCAGAGCGCCGGGCUGAAUCGAGAGCUCCCACGCCCCCGGUCGACUUUGUCGGCGCCGCGGGGUUGCCGCCGCUCACGUCGAAUUCGCGCGCAAGAGGAGGCGGCGUCUCCUUCCCGGUCUCGGGCCCCACGACGCGGAUGACAACACGCGCGGCGACGCGGGCGAGCCGGGGCGGGUGCGGCGGCGCAUACGGAAAUGGAGCGGGGGGCGACGAGGAGAAGGAGACUCCGUGGAUGUGCAACGGCGUUCCCGUGAGCUGCAAAGACCCUUUCCUCAGUGAGGACAAGGACACGCAGCAGUACUACAACUGCAGCCAACAGGUGGGGAACGGGCCGGAGGGCUGCGCCAACGUGGGCGACCGGGCCUCGCGGCUGGGUCUGGGUGUCGGCGGACCUGGCGGCCUCGGCUCCGGGGGCUCGGGCAUCCAGACCCGGCGCCAGGGCCAAAGAAGUGCGGCGGCGGGGCGGAGCGGUCGAGACGAAGGCGAGGAGAACGUGAGCGGAGCCGGGAAGCCGACGGAGGAGGCUGCGGAGGAGGAGGACCGCGAGGGAAAUCCAGACCCCACGACCUUCAACUUGCAGUCGAAUUCUGCGAUUCGUCAGCAGAAAGCCGCACUGAAGCUCCUGAGAGAAAUAUCGCAGUGGGGGUGGAAGUCGAUUUAUGAACACGAAGACUUCUUCCUGGAGCAACUUGUAAAAAAACAGCUCAAGACCGCGGAGCGCAUGCUGGAGAACGAAAUCCUCAAGCAUUCUUUCCCGCAGCUUCUCCCCGUUCUGGGCGUCGAGGAAGAACGCGGUAAGGCGAAGCUCCCCAAGGGGCGAACGGAGCGGAAAGACGGCCGCAUGGGGGGGGACUACGGGCGCGAGGCGCGAGCCUGGAUUCGGACGCUGGGCGAUGAUCAGAAGCAGGCCAACGGCGUCUCGGGCCCCGCCGAGGAAGAGGACGACAAUGACGAGGGCAGGGAGACGGGUGAGAACUCGCUGUCGCCUCACCGCGAGGUCCGCAUCGAGCCGGAGGACUUCUUUCCGGGCUGCGACUCGCCUCUGCGCUGGGCAGCACGGCGAGACGGCGACGCGGCGGCACCGGGCGACGCCGCGCGGGACGGCCGGCGGGGCUCCGUCGCUUCAGAUGAAGACCGAUGGAAAGGCGAGCUGAUUGUGGAGCCAGAACACCACAUGAUUCACGGCCCGGGCGGGCGAGACCAGUCGCCGACGCGCCCCGAGGGGCUCGCCGCCGCUGCGCGUCGGAAGGCCCGUCCAGGGGCCCCAGCCGCUGGGGGCUCUGCCGCCCGCAGUCCGUGCAGGUCCUCGUCCCGCCUCGCAGGUGCCUGGAUGUCCGACGAGGGUGCCGUGGGCGCAGAGGCGCCGGUGGCGGGUUCUCUGUGUGAAGCGACAGCGAAACGGUAUCUGGAGAAUCCCGAAGAAUAUGGGCGUCAACCGGCGCCACAGGGAGACAAGGGCCGCCCGUUCUUCAUUAGCGUUGCGGAGGCUCUUGCCGCAUCGAAGCGCGAGAGCGGAGCCGGGCGGCGCCCGUCGCGCGGUGGAGAGCCCGGCGACGACGGAGAAGGCUUCGAGGCCUCUCCUAAGGACAAAACGCCGCUCAGUCUCGAGUGCCUCGCGCGCCUGCUCGCCACGGCCGCAGCGCACCAACAGAGGGCGGGCGCCAGUCCGGAGACUUCCUCGCGCUGGCGGCCGCGACUGGAUCCGGUUGAAUCUGGAGCCCGGAGAAGCUCAGGUUCUGAAACGUCUGGAGCAGCCGGCGGUCCGCACGCGGGCGCCAAGUCGCGGUACGGGACGCGGUCCAGCCCGUACCCACCAGCGCAGGCCGCGGCGCCGCAGCUGCCGGCCUCGUCGGGGCUGCCUGGCAAGAGCGACGCGCCGAGCGCCUCCGAGGACGGCAGACGAGGAGUCUCGCUUCCAGUGAAGGCGUGGCUGGAGCGCUUGCUUACGGCAGCCCGCCAAACGGGGCCGAGGAGCGGGACGGGCGAGACGACCGGCACGUCGUCGCGGUCGCCUUCUCCGUCGCCGCCCCUCGCCAAGUCAGCGCCGGGGUCCUCGUGCGCGUCUGCUCUGAUUGAACAGGUCACUCGUCUCCUCUUGCAGCGACAGGAGGAGAGGCGGGCGGCACACAUGCGCGAGGUUGAGCGGAAGCUGGUUCAGAUGCGCGACGAGCAACGCGACCGGGCUCGCGUGAAUGCCCAGCUGGCGCUGGAGGCGGUGGAAGGGCGGGCCCAUGGGGGGUUCUCGGCCGUGUCGCGUCUCCUCGAGAAGGGUGAGAAGGCCCUUUGGCAAGAGCGGAUGGCGACAGCCGCAGGCUUCCCAGGCGGGGGGCGCGGCGGCCCUCCAGGCGCGCCGCCGCGGAAAUUGCAGACGCCAGGUAGCGCCUCGGCGACGCGGUCCACGGGCCCCAGUUCAGGGGGGAUGGGAUUCGCAGACCCGGAGGAUAGGACCGAGCGUCGAGCGCCGGAAAGCAAUCUGUCGUCUGCUUUGCUCGCCGUUCAACAGUGCCUGUGCAGCCGAGAGAGUGCCCACAAACCGAGCGAUAAAGACAGACAGCGCGGCGGACGCCUGGGUCUCGAGGAGGCCGCGAGCGCGCUUGACGGGCUUGCGUUGGGAAAUGAGGAGGUGGGAGGAGGGGCGAAGUGCAGUGGCAGGGGCGCGCUUAACAGGAGUCAAGGGAGAGAAUCGAAUGCUGACGAAUGGAAUCCGGGGAGACCGGAGCCGAUGAGUGCAUGGAAACACCGGCGUGUCGCGGAAAGCCCGACAGGCGUGGAGUCCCGCUCGCCUGGCUCCCCAGGGGACCCGGCCAUGGAGCUGCUGUCGUCUGCGGCACCGAAUGGGCGAGGCGACGCUGCAGGCAGGGGGAUGCACACGCCUGCGUGGACGAUAGAAGAGCGAGGUCGCCCGCAGGUUGCGGGUUCGCACGAAGGCAGUCUCCAGUCGCGCGAAGACAGGUCACACUUUCAGGACGAGCCCCUCGCCGGCGUCGCUAUGCCAGCUCCCUCGGCGCGACGCCGCGAAGCUUCCAUCGCCGCCGGGGCGGAGGCGGGGGAGGCGCUGGGAGAGGGCAGACCCGAAUCGCCUGAGGGGACGCGGAAGAGACUCAGAGACGCGUUUUCCGCGGCUCUUGAAGGGGCGAUGCCAAACGUUGACGCGAAGCGCGCGAGGAGCGACGGAGACAGUCUGCCGACAGCGAGAGACGCGCCUGAGUCGGACGCGCCCCGUGAGCUGCGGGGAGGCGCGGCCUACGGCGACGGAGCGGGCGGCGCCAGCACGGAGGACAUCAACAGCAGCAGUAGUUCCGGCUGCUUCUCGCCGCCGAAUGACGCGAGGGGUCCGAGCUGCUGGACAGGUGAGGACGCCUCCACGCGGGAAGGAAGCUUGGCAACCUCUUUCGCUUCUUCCUCUGUCACCCUGGCGACGGGUGUCGAGGAGAAGGCAGCAGCGUACAAGAACUAG